AUGUCUCGAGUUACCCGCUCUCAAUCACGCGCUGCCUCUAACGCCUCUGGCGACACUAAUUUCCCUGAUAUCAUGGAAUUAAUCCAGCAAAGUCGUGAUACUGCUAGAGUGGCGACACCCGUUGCGGAAACCUCUAGAUCUGUUGGUUUUCCUUCGGUCCGUUCUCAAGAAAAACGACCCGCUAGGAAUAGGUUAUCGCCUCCCCACAGAAUAAAUUCAGUUCCCUUUAACGGCCAAUUCACGCCCAGCAAAAAAUACGUUGAGGAUGGGACGACGAUUGGCAUCUAUUUUGGCCGAGCUCGCGCUGUACCCGAAGUGGUGCCGUUCAAGUCGAAGAUCAACAAAAAAGGAGCUCCUGCCCAUGUAUUCUUCAAACGAUGCAUCUAUCUACGGUCUCGUUUUUCUGAUAGCACUAUAGCGGACGAUCUCUAUGAAGCAUUCGUCGUAGUUGACGGUCGGGGACACUUUGUGGGUGGUACUUAUGACCAAACAUCAGGAGAGUUGAACCAGGCCAUUGCCGCUCUUGGCUGCGACGAGAUCUACAAGGGUGACAUCGGUAUCGCUUUUUUCGCCAUACGCCAACCAGAUAGGUUCGUGGAAUCGCUUCCUCGCUAUAAGAGUGAGCAGGAGAAGAAGGAAAACCUUGCACGGGUAAUCACGGCAUUUGCCCAAAACGUUCGAAACCAUGUCGAAAACGGAACGCCAUUGAAGUACCUUCUUCGCGGUUAA
Messenger RNA from Lentinula edodes (shiitake mushroom), 729 nucleotides. RefSeq lists its product as uncharacterized. Bases 1 to 729 code for a protein of 242 amino acids. The record is from RefSeq and is a predicted model, not a curated record. The transcript has 3 exons. Lineage: Eukaryota; Fungi; Basidiomycota; Agaricomycetes; Agaricales; Omphalotaceae.